Molecule: messenger RNA, 725 nt
Organism: Lolium perenne
Lineage: Eukaryota; Viridiplantae; Streptophyta; Magnoliopsida; Poales; Poaceae
Source: RefSeq, a predicted model, not a curated record
AUGGAUUCCGCGGUGGUCGGGGUCGCCGGCGACGAGGAUUUCCCGCGGUGGCUCGCCGAAGUUAAGAACUCGAUGAACUGCGCGGUGGCCGAAUCAGAUGCUGUUCAAGCUAGAGCAGAGGCUGACAAAGCCAAGACUGAUGCUGCUGGUGUCGAAGAUCUUAGGAAGAGACUUCAUGAUGCCGAGACUUCGCUGAGUGAGCAUAUAGCUGCACAAUCUGCUCGCGAGGAAGCGGUCCUUAAGCGCAUAAGGACGCAAAAUCGUCGCUUUGUCAAUAGAACAUGUCAAGAAUUUGAACUUGAAGACCCCGACAAUGAUCCUCUUCUUGACGCCGUUUCGUUCCUUGAAUUUCAUGGAACAGAAGCACGCGAGGGCAUUGAUCAAGCUAAAGCAGGGUUGUCGCGACUCUUCCCCUACUUCUUCCCGAAGAAAGAGGAACCCGCAACUUUCCUUGCUCUGGCUAAGUGCUUUAAUCCACCAGAAGAUCUUGGGCUGAAGAUGCGCCAGGAAAAUAUGAAGGUCGCUGUUGAAAACACUGUUGCCUUGGUUGCUGAUAGUCAGCAAACUAUCGACUGGGCGAAAGUAGGCGACACGGAGCAGAUAGAACAGCCAAAAUGGCGAUCGCUGAUCAAGGCGGCAAAGCCCAAUACGAAGAAAAUCUUGUCCUAUCUCGGGAUCAAGCCAUCUUCGACUCCUAGCUCAUCAAAGCCGGAGGUCUAGUUGAA